This is a messenger RNA of Centruroides sculpturatus (bark scorpion), 1078 nucleotides long. Its product is annotated as synaptogenesis protein syg-2-like. The annotation marks the transcript as partial. NCBI's taxonomy places the organism in Eukaryota, Metazoa, Arthropoda, Arachnida, Scorpiones, Buthidae. The transcript has 4 exons. Gene Ontology annotation, molecular function: protein binding. The record is from RefSeq and is a predicted model, not a curated record.
AUGGAAACAAAAAUUGAUAAGAUAUUUGUAACGUCAGCAGACCCUGCCGUAGUUACUAAUAUUUCGGCAUCAACUGAAGCUAAAGAGGAAGAUAGCAUUAAGUUGGAAUGUUCGUUUGAUGGAAAUCCACUACCCGAAAAUGUUAUCAGUUGGAGAAAAAAUGGAAUUCAUCAAAUGCAAUAUCUAUUGGAAGGGAAGAAAUCUUAUUUACUUAUAAACAAUAUCAGUAGAAAUGAUUCUGGUGAAUAUUCAUGUAUCGCUAACAAUGGAAUGGGAAAAGAAUCAAUAAAAACAGUCACAUUAUCUGUACUACAUAGGCCAAUAAUUCGACGUUUUCAAAUGAAAUCAAAAGUUGCAAGCGAUCUGAAAGGCAUUGCAAAAUUUCGAUGCAUCGCUGAUGCACCUUCGUCUUCAAAUACAUCCAUUAAUUGGUCGUACAAAGAAGAGUUGAUAGAGAAAAGUACCAAAUACGAAUUAGUAAAUUCUGUAAAAAACUCAUCUUGGGAAAGUACAUUGUUAGUAAAAAGAUUAGAAGAAUCGGAUUUUGAUUAUUACAGUUGCAUUGCAAUUAACUUCCUAGGAAAAGACACUUUUCAAUUCUUAUUAGUAAAAAGAGGUCCUCCAGAAACACCUGUAGAUUUACAAGCAUUCAACGUUAGUAACAACUACAUAUUUAUUACCUGGAAACCAGGUUUUGAUGGUGGCUACGUUCCUUCUUUUCGAAUCAGGUAUAAGCAACUGGGAGUUGAAAAAUAUUUCUUUCAAGAUGCCACAACAAUGAAACAUCAACACAAAAUUAUCGAUUUGAAACCAGGAACUGAUUACUUUAUUGCUGUUUCUGCGUGGAAUGAUGUAGGGCAUAGUAAUUUUACCUCUGAAAUAAAAGUCAGCACUACAGAUAUAGCAGUUAUGGAUUCUCUAGUACCUGUCACUGGGAAGAAGAGCAAAAAGUUAUCAGGAACUUCAAAGUGGUGGUGGAUAUGUGUUACAAUUGUCGGAACUCUCCUGGUGUUAGUUAAUGUGAUAGUUGUGAUCUGUCUGAUUCACAAGGGUAAAUGCUGUCUCAGAUCGAUCGAAG